AUGGGGUAUCUUCAUCAUGAAUUUCGUUGGCCGUGGUUUCGGCGCGCUCUCCGGGAAGCACCUAAGCUUACAACGGUGACCAUUCGUUCCCCGUCGCUCCACCACUGUGGCUUACCAUUUUCACAACUAACGACAUGGAGGGUCCUAAAAAUCACGUCUGAUUAUGGCUUGAAUCAAUUUUUUGAAUUUGCACGGGCCUGCGGGCGCCUCAAGAACUUGACAUUGGAGAUUUUGUCCUAUUCUGUUCCUCCUCGGGAGCUUCGGGAGGUCGAGUUGCCUUCUCUUCAGAAGUUAUCCCUCACUUCCUACGUGUAUGACAUUAGGUGGUUGUAUGGCGUUCUCGCAUCCCUUGUCAUCCCCUCGCUCGAAGAGUGCAAUAUACAAUGCAGGGACUGGCCCGGAUCCAGCUUCCUCGACAUGGUUCGGCGAUCCUCAUCUUCGCUCAAACGGAUGCGUCUUGCUGUCCUCCAAACGUUAACAAGUUCUCUGGCAUGCAGCCCUCUAUUUGAUGUUCUGCAAGCCGCGUCUGAAUUGACUCAUUUCGAGUUCGUCAUGGGCAGAGCAGACAACGAUCAUCCGACCUAUCUCACUCUGAUGGCGAACGACAUGAUCUCGACACUCUUCAACAGACUCCAAAACGAUCCUAACACUUUCCUCCCAAAACUCAACCUCCUCUCUCUUGAAUUUUCGCAUGUCACGCUGAACACGCAACUUGUGGAGCGGGUGUUAGAGGUAGUUUCUGCAAGACAGCUCACACUCUAUCCUUUGAAGGAAUUUCGCCUCCGAGUCGUGCGGCCUGUGGUGGGAAAGAAAGUUGGGGGGAAGUUUGUUAUUGGUCCUGAGCUGCUCGAGAGGAUCCGAGUGUUGGACGAAAGUCGAAUCAAAGUGCUCUUCGUGGACCGCUUUGAGGAGUAA
Molecule: messenger RNA, 915 nt
Organism: Marasmius oreades (fairy-ring Marasmius)
Lineage: Eukaryota; Fungi; Basidiomycota; Agaricomycetes; Agaricales; Marasmiaceae
Exons: 1
Coding region: 1-915 (304 amino acids)
Source: RefSeq, a predicted model, not a curated record